This is a messenger RNA of Hypanus sabinus (Atlantic stingray), 5984 nucleotides long. It is a transcript of the gene fxn, whose product is annotated as frataxin. The record is from RefSeq and is a predicted model, not a curated record. Gene Ontology annotation, cellular component: mitochondrion. Gene Ontology annotation, molecular function: 2 iron, 2 sulfur cluster binding; ferroxidase activity; ferrous iron binding. Lineage: Eukaryota; Metazoa; Chordata; Chondrichthyes; Myliobatiformes; Dasyatidae. Bases 261 to 893 code for a protein of 210 amino acids. The transcript is spliced from 6 exons. Gene Ontology annotation, biological process: iron incorporation into metallo-sulfur cluster; intracellular iron ion homeostasis.
UGGCGGCAGUUUUCCGGAAGGUUCAGUAGUUUGGAAAGGAGAGCAUUCUUGCUGCUCGAGGUAAUUCUACUUUAGCGCUGGAAGACACAGCACGUAUCGCUUUGUAAAUCCGCUUCGGGAGGAACGCGUACACACCCACCGCCAUGCCCAGUACAGCGCGCAUGCGUACAACCCAGCUUUCACCUACGUAUUGAAGUGAUCCCGCCCCGUCCAAACGGUACGCAUGCGCAUUCCUGCCGCUGUCCCUUCCGGUCGGUUUCAUGCCAGUCAUACCCGAGCCGGGGCGCGACUACCGGACGUUGCAUGACAGCGCUAGCCUGCCGGUGACAAUGGCAGGCAUUCUGAACCGGAGCCGCCUUUGCCUCUGCCCAGUGAUCCAACAGUUUGCUCGCUACCCGAGGCCGACAAACAUCAGGGGUCUGCGGCACGCAAUUAGCCGCUUUCCCACGAAUUUCCAUUCAGAAAAAUGCUUAAUGCUCCAAAAAGAGAUCCAUUCCUCGAUUCUAAGAAGAAUGGAAAAAACAAGCUUGCUGGAUGAAACCACCUAUGAAAGAAUUGCAGAGGAAACACUGGGUCUUUUAUCUGAUUUCUUUGAAGAUCUUGCAGAUCAGUCUUUUGUUCCAAAAGACUAUGAUGUAACAUAUGCGACUGGUGUGCUGACAAUAAAGUUGGGGGAACCUUUGGGAACUUACGUGAUUAACAAACAGACUCCAAACCGACAGAUCUGGCUCUCAUCUCCAAUCAGUGGCCCUAAACGAUAUGAUUGGACUGGAAAGAGUUGGAUCUAUUCCCACGAUGGAGUUUGUUUACAUAAACUGCUCACUAAAGAGUUUUCCACGAUGUUCAAGACCAAAGUGGAUGUACUAGCAAUCGCUGAUAUGAGUUAUGUGUGACCCUGCAAGAAACUAUAAGAAAUGAUUUUGAAGAAAUAUUUUGCAGAUAUUAUGUAUGGAACCUUGUUCUUUUGAUGGGAACUAGAACACUGUGAAGACUGGAUUCAGCUUGUAUAUUCCUGAUUAAAUUACUGCACUUCUUUCCACUGGAGUCUUGCUCAUCACUGAACGAUGGGAAACUCUUCCAAUAUAUUUUGUUGUUUUCUUAGUCUGGGUUUUUUUUUAAAUUUCAUGCAUACUUUACAUGCUAAAUAGCUGAUUUGUUUUCUAAAUUUAGCUUAUGUAAUGUAUUGGAAAAUAAUACUGGAUUGUUGGCUCAUCUGCUUUCUGUUAAUUAUGACAAUUUUCUAUAAUUUUUUUUGCUGCAGCAUGGAAUUUGAGCAUUAAUACCAAACUAUGUUUAACCUUGCUAUCCUCGAUCUUCAAGAAAAUCUGUAUUUUCUUAGUGGAAAUAUUAUUAUAUUAUCCAUUAACAAAUGGGUAAACAUUCCUUUCUGGGUUCCUGCUGAGGAGCAGAAUAGAUAUUCAAAGCUGCAGUCCUGUAGCCCUAUUCAUUGCUCAAUUUUAGUUCGGGAAAGAGAAUUGAGUGAAACUGAGAAAGCAAGAAUUAUGUAACUUUUUUUGCAUUUGUUUUGAAGUGCUAUUAACUAGAUCAUAUCUGCCAAUCACUGGUAUAUGUCAGGAAAGAAGAUUAUUCUUAUUUCCGUAAUUGCUGAAUUUGCCCUUUUUGACCUGGUUGGUAAGGUGGAAGACAGUUCCAAGGUUGCUCAUUGUUUGAAUUGUAGGUUAAUGUUUCAGUUACUUUUCACUCAUCAAAAAUAGCUUGUAUCAUCAUUUAACAACAAAAGAUUAUAGUGAUACAGGAGGUAACUGGAUGAGGAAGCGUAUAUGUGUUGACACAAACAGAUUGAAGGAGGAGGGAGAAACAAGACAGUAUACAGAGGACAAACAAGAGAAAAUCUGCAGAUGCUGGAAAUCCAAGCAACACACACAAAAUGCUGGAGGAACUCAGCAGGCCAGGCAGCAUCUAUGAAAAAAAGUAGUUGAUGUUUCGGGCCAAGACCCUUUGGUCCUACUCAUCUUUAUUUCUCCAGUCCUGCUGAAGGGCCUCUGCCCGAAAUGUCGAGUAUACAGUGGAUUCUGAUUAAUUGCACCAUUGUUUAAUUGGGGAAGCCGCUUAUCUAGAACAACUCUUAAAGAACAGAAACUAAUUGAGAAAAUAGCCAGGAUUUCCAUUGUUUCUUUGGGACACUAUACUGCUUAAUUGGGUCAGGAGGCAGUUGCCGAACAGUCUCUAACUAGAGUCAGACAUCUGUACUUACAUGGCUGUUAGACACUACACAGUGCUUAGAGUGAACAGUUUUUAAAUAGGGUCAGCUCUGUGAGCUUGUAUUCAAAAAGCAGUGAUUUCUGUCACUGCUACUUAGCAAGAAAUAAGCAGCAAGACAAUUCAGAACUCACUGUGGUUUCAAGCAUUCAGGCUUGGAAAUGGCCGGGAAUGAAAAUGAAAUGAUUUCACUACUUCAACAAGUUAGGAACUACUGAGUAUUUGAAGGUAUCAACAAACAUCUUGAAUGUUACAGUGGAAAUGAGGAUUUGGAGGGUGCAGUUGUCGAUAGCAUUGUAUAAAAGAAGUCCAUUAUUUACACUAGGUGUCUGCGCCUAUCCUUAACAUUUACAAUCAAACAAAAGAACGCGGCAGCAUACAGGUAUACUGAAUGAAUUUCUCUGUCAGGAACAAUUAGGUAUUAAUACACAAUUUUAUAGUACUGUAGCCUAGUAUUGAUAGUGUUCUAAUAUGUUCUGUAUUUCAUUUAAGUACCUAAUUUGUUACUCAGUUAAAUGGAAGUUAGUCCUUUUUACAUCUUUAUAACUUUCCAUGAAACUUAAACAAUUUGGGCCAAAGUGUACUAGUACCAAUGUGGCCAAAUUAACCAGAAUCCAUUGUAUUUGCUUACCACUUCUGUCAACUGGAGUAGAUAUACAGACUGAAAACCAACCUUAAUUACCAAUUUUCUCAGUAUGUACUCUGCGGUUGCUUUUUAUAUUUUUAUUUCAUAUAGUUACAGUUAAUUAUGACAGAAAAGCAGCAUUUUGAUGUUGUAUAUUGAGAUUUAACAGCCAAUUGACAACCACCUGGGCUAAGUGGAUUGCUUCAAUUCCUCCAUGAUGUGCAAGGUUGGAAUAGGAAUUUAGAAUAUGACUCUUUAAUUGUACUUCUCUGCAAAGAGUUUAAAUCUAUAUUGUCACAUUUUGGUAAAUAAUAAACCCACCUUGCAUUUCCAAACAAAUCUUGCUCAGUCCACUAUUGUAGGUGAAAUCUCAUUAGCUCUCCAAAUGCAGUGAAUUUACAGAAAGGCGGAUCUAAAAGGCUUGAAGAUGGACAGAACAGUGUAUCUCCUUCACCACUUGAAGCUGAAUGAAAUUCAACAAGCUUAAGUGAAUAAAUACUGUCUUUGGAUAACCAAAUUUCUUCUUCACGUCCUCAGAUGAUCAAGAAUCAGGCAAUUGGACUAUCCGUGCCUGAUUUCCCGGUACUAAGCUAAUGAGAUUAAAGUCUGUCAGAAAGAAAUAGUAAAUCAAAAGGAAUACAUCGAAUGCCAAUCGGGAGGGCCACUAUUUCACCUACAGUAUUGGUAAUGACUUAGCAUAAAGGACUAAAGACUGCAGAGCAAAUGAGAACGUAUGCUGUUGCUACAGACUGACUCUUAUUUACCUGUUGGCUGCAUUAUCUAAUGCAACACCCACUAGUUAUACAGAGAGGAAGUUGCAGUGAGUCACCUGUAUGUCAUUUCAGUUUCGAUGCUAAACAGGAAGUUGACUAUUUCUGCUUAUUUGAGGGGCCCCACAACAGAACAACUAUAGUGAAGUUAAAGCAGGAUCCUGGUGAGAGCUGCUCCUCAUGUUCAGUGAAGAGUAAGAUUCUUUUUUGUGAUUGUGAGCAACGUGUACUUGAGUGCGUGUGUGUGAGAGAAAGUUUCUGGGUAAGAUGGGUGUGUUCAAUUUCCAAAUACAAUACUGCUGCAAAAAUAAAAAGUAAUUGAUUCCAUUUCUCAAUUUUAUUUUCCAAAUGUAGUUUGCAAGGAAAAAAUAUUUAUGUCAAUUAACAAAAAAUUAAAUUCCUGGUUCAAGCAUUCAUUGGCUGUGAAGGUGUAAAACAGAUCUGUUUCAGUGCAGCUUACCUUGUAGACCUUUUACCUUGCAUUCAUUAAGUAAAAAAUAAUUUGAGCACUUUGAAACAUGUAAUCUGAGUCUAUAUUGAAUGCUGAACUCAUGUAUAAAUCAAGUGGUCUAACUACAACUCAAAUGAUCUCAAGUUGCUGUUGGGCACACCCAUCAAGAUCAGCAUUAUUCGAAGCAAAAUUUAAAUGAGGUAUUUGUUGCUUUCCUUGUCGCCAUGUAAUGUAUUUUAAUUCCAAUAACUGGGAAGUGAUUAUACCCAUGUGAAUUCUUCUUUGCUGUUUUUUGCUGUACUUUGUCUUUUUUUACCUGCCAGCCUUUCUUUGCUACAAGCUGAUAAGGAGCAGGCAAAUAGCAAAAGGAAAGGUUCAAUAUUAUACAGUGGAGUGAUUUUUUAAAAAUAUGCUAUUGCAGAUUCAGUGAUCUGAACAUACCAGGGUAGUUAAAAUAGUUUUCUUUGGAUGGCAACAGAUACUUUACAAUUUCGCAAUUUUUAUGAGUUGUACCCUUGACACCACUGUACAUUUUGAUUAUAUGUACACUUUACUGCGAUUCCUGUGCUGCCGGUUGGUCAAUGGGGUUCAAAGGUCAGAUUUCUAUUGCCUGCACUGAAACAGUGAUUAUGGUUGCUUCAACUUUAGAGCAGAGAGAAUUUUUGUUCUGUUUUUCUCUUGAUUCCCAUACCAUGUGCUAUUAGAAAUAGAGCAAGAUCGCGUAAUCUCUUCAAAGUCAUCUUCCAGUGCUCUCUUGGAACCAACUCAGCAUGUCUACAAUGGCAAUGUCCACUAAUUGUGUUGCUUUUAUAUGGUAAAAUGCCUACGUAUAUCAGGGCUACAUUGAUUUUCAGCUACAGUAGAUAUAUACCCUCCUCAAUCUUUCACAUCCACAGACUUCACUGCUCCAUCAUUGGCAGCUGAGCUUUCAUCUGCCUGCACCUUAAUAGUGCAAUUCCUUCUCUAAACCUUUAACUCUUUCCUCCCUUUCAGGAUCUUUUAAAGCCUCCGUUUUUGGCCCGGUCAUUAUUCCUGGUACCCCCUUAUGUUGUUCAGUGUUAAAUUUUGAAUGAUUGCAUUCCCCCAAAGUACCUGGGAAUGCUUUACAACAUUAAAGAUGCAAUAUAAAUGCAAGUGGUUGUAUUUGAUAACAAAUAUUAAACCAGAUUUUAAAAAGGUAGUAUCAUUCAUAGCCAUUGCCUAUACUUUACGGAUACCCCAAAUGUGAACAAAUUAUUAUUGAAUUAUUAUUAAAUUCAAUAUUUUUAUAUAUGUACAUACUGUAUUUUCAUUCCUAUUAACAGCAGAAUGAGUUUCCCCUCUUUCCACUUUUAGUAAUUGUUCAUUCUAAACAGUCUUAUGUGCUUUCUAUGUUCUAUGGACAUGGUGUAAGGAGGAGGGAUUAGUGUUUGAUGUUUUUGAUUUGCUUUUUAGCUAGUUCAGCACAACAUUGUGGGCUGAAGGGCCUGUUCCUGUGCCGUACUGUUCUAUGUUCUAUGCAUUUGAUGCUACCACUACAGUCCCAUAGAAGUAUGGUUACCACAUCAAGAGUUUAUUGAGUAUUUUCUGACUAAUGGACAAAAUCAGCAUGAGUGUCUAUAAAAAUGACCUCUUCGUUACCUAGGGAUGACCUGUACCAGCACCGUGUAUCAUGUUCCUUAUUUGUUAUAUGUAGUCUUUGUUUAAUUGUUCUGAAUUUUGUGCAUGACUUCAAUUCCACUAGCAAUGUUUGCACAAGAAGGUGUGUUAAAAUGCUGAUUGUACAUUAACAGACAAUGAGAACUCCAUUACCUUCUAUGGAAGCCCAUCCUGUGGUAUAAUGAAUAACAAGGCAGAACGUCAGCUUUGUAUUCCAGCAUGUAAAUCUAAGAUUGGAUACUCUUGGAUUAAACCUCCUGUUUAAUUUCUUGUUUUAGUU